GUCACAUAUUGAGACUCCACUCCAUACUUAUCAGUUCUAUCACUUGUUACCGCAAAAUAUGGCCAGUCUGCCUUCCAGAAAUCCACGCAUGUCUGUUACGGCACUAGACGCUGCUGCGCUAGGCUGCCAAAGGCCAGAAGGCUGUAAUUUGCAAGUCAAAGAGUUGAAUUUAAAUGGAGUUUACUUGGCAUCAUUUUGUAGAAGACUAGGCUAUCCAAUUCCUGUGCCGUUCUUAGUACCGGUACCUUGUCUCUCGAUAUAACCACGUGCUUGUGCAUGUCUGCAUGGUCGGAAAAAGAAUAUUGGAGGUCAAAAAAAUGACGAACGGAAGUUUACAGAAUUAAUAUGUGUAGGUAACGUUACCGGUACUAUUUUUGGCUACAGAUGAUGAUCAAUAGAUCAUACUGUAAAAUUCUUCUGAAAGUUGGAAAUAAUAUUAUUCGUUGAUCACGAUUUACAUUUGACACCAGGUUCGAAUUUCGGUUUAUCGCAAUAUAAUUGAGACAUGGAGCAAAAUAAACAUUACUUUAUUUAACAACAUAUAUCUGUAUAUUGCUAUAUCAGUCUAAGUUUCAUAUGAUUGAAAAUUGAAUUUAUAUUUCCAUACUUUCAAGACAUUUAAAUUAAGUCAUAUACAGAUAACUGAAUAAACUGUAUCAGAUUGAAGUAGUCAUUAUUACUGUUUUAGCUCAAGAGUUUUAAUAAAGGAUAACAGCCCAAAAGUUUAAUACAGUUACAUAUCUUUGUUUUUUGUAGUCUAAUUUUUUUGGUGUGUCUGUUGGUGGGCGGGCACGUGACAUUUCUCAUGUUUAAAACUUUUUUUAAAUGUUUUGUCCGCUCUCCAGAAUUCUUCAUUUUUAAUUUGUGUUUAUUACUGUAUUAUGGAGUUUUCAAAAUAAACUAUCAGUUUAGCCUUUGCAGAUUUGUGAGCAAGGCAAAAAUAUUCGAUCAUUGUCUCAAUCAGAAUCACAAAUUUGUUAAUUGAAAAUGAACCAGCAGCAUAUGGUACUCGUAUAACCAUACGAGGCCGUACCUGCAUAUGGUACCGUAGCUGUUAUGAAACCAUCAUGCUUUGUGUCGUAUACGCUACUCAGUUAUGCAAUUUGGAUUAUCAUAAACUCUAUUUCAUCAAUUCAAGGUUUGCGUGGGCCAUUUUAUGUUUCUUUUUACUUAAUUUAAUAUCAUUGUUGUUGUUCAAUACCAGGUUGUGUGCAAUUUAAAAUGUCGUUAAAACGGCAAUAUACAGAUGAUAUACAAUUUGAUUCUAAUAAGAAAACUGUGGUAGAUGGAGAGACAAAGAUUAUCAGUUUCUCAGAUGAUAGUGAUGAUGGCGAUGAAGCCUAUCUUGAAGAAGUUGUGUUUGGUGGAACUGUAGAAGGUUCUGAUGAAAAAGAAACCACUUGUGGUUUUUAUAUUGACAAAUUGAAGAGCACUUCUGGUGAAACAAGCCAAACUGCUGCAUGGAAUGAUGAUGAUGACUUUACUGUAGAACCAGAGACAAAAAAUAAAAAGUCGAAAGGACCUGGACUCGGAAAUAUGCGAUUUCAACCUCUUUUGAAAAGUGAUCGGAAAACUGAAUAUGAAAAAACUGUCGGUGAAGCUCCUGAAUGGUCAAAAUUAGUUUCUGUCAAUAGCAAAUUGGAGAAAGAUGAAGAAGAUUUAUUGACUAUUAGAUAUGAUUAUGUCACGGCAUCCCAACAUCUAUCCAAAAGUGUUUUAGAAAUAAACCGAUGUGCAGAUGUAAACAAACAGCAACCAUCACAAAAAGCCUUGGAAGCUUGUGAGUUCCAUAAAAGUGCCCAGCUAGCUCUGACUGCAGCAUCUGAUUGCAGGCUCAAUUUGUUCCAGGUAGACGGGAAAUGCAAUCAAAAAAUUCACAGUUUUUUUGUUGAACAGUUUCCAAUUAAAUGUGCCCACUUUCUCACGUCAGGUGAAGAAAUUUUAAUGACUUCAAGUUGCCAUUGGUUUUAUAGUUAUGACAUGAUUUCUGGUAAAAUUAUCAAAAUACCAAACAUUAAAGGAACAGAAGAUAGAUCAUUAACAAGAUUUCUAGUAUCUCCAGAUGGAAAGCAUUUAGUUUUUAUAUCAAAAUACGGUCACAUGCACAUAGUUUCUUCUUCAACUAAGGAAUUGAUAAGGACGAUUAAAGUUAAUGGUAAUGUGAAUGACGUGACUUUUUCUAAAGAAGGCCAGAACAUUUUCGCAUUUGGAGAUGAAGGAAUAGUUACUAUGUGGGAUAUACGGUCUCACUCAUGCUUUCAUUCCUUCUAUGAUGAAGGUUGUACAAACGGCACGUCACUAGCAACUUCUCCGAAUGGAAAGUAUGUUGCCUGUGGUUCAAGAAGCGGGUUUGUGAAUGUGUAUGAUGAACUUUGCUUCAGUACAGAAAAUCCAAAGCCUAUUGGAACCAUUAAAAACUUGAGAUAUCCUGUCGACUUGUUGAAAUAUAAUCCCACAUCUGAAAUACUUGCAAUGGCAUCUAGUGAAGCUGAAAAUGCUUUAAAACUGAUACAUCUACCAUCACAUACAGUGUUUUCAAAUUUCCCUGGUAAAAAGAAUAAUUUAAAAUUGCCACGGAAAAUUGAUUUUUCUCCCAAUAGUGGAUACUUCAUGGUGGGAAAUCACAAAGGUAGAGCACAGUUGUUCAGGCUGGGCCACUAUAAAUCAUAUUAAUUUAUUAAUAUGUUUUAUGUAGUUAAUGCCUUUUUUUUUUCUUCCAACUCUUUGCUGUCAGAUUUUGUUUCAUCCAAGACUAUAUUGCAGCGAAGUUUACAACCUUAAGAUUAGGCAUGGGGUUAAGAUGGGCAAAACAAUCGCAAUGUUUCAUCACCAUCAAGCAUCAACCAAUAACUCAAAAUUGACACCAUUACAUAGAAUGGCAGCAGCAUAUGUCAAACUUAAUCCUCACAGAUUUUCUGGUAAUAAUAAUUUGCAUUCAUAUUUUCUGACUCGAUACUUAAUAUUAUGCUCAACUUGAAAUGUAUUUUGCAAAAUAAUGAAUGUGCCCAUGCAUAUUUUCAAGAAUAGUGAGUUAACAUAUACUGUUUAUGUCACUAUGAAUAAUCGUGUGCGAUAUGAUGGUUUCAAUUCGAAACAAAACCAAUAUUAUGAGGAGUUUUAUGAGGCCCUGAUCCAUGAGGGCAAUUUCCCUUUAUGCUCCCCACACCUUAUUAUCGAACACACCUAUUAGCAUCACGUGCUACAAGCAGAUAUUUUAGUUCAAUUCACUAACAAAUCAUGUAUAAAAAUAUUUCGUUUCAUUGAAAACUGUACACCUAUUGGGUUAUCAUAUUUUUCAUGGAUAAUGUUUGUGCUGCCAUUUUAAUCGUAUUUGCUUCUUUUUCAG
This is a messenger RNA of Styela clava, 3346 nucleotides long. RefSeq names its product U3 small nucleolar RNA-associated protein 18 homolog. Gene Ontology annotation, biological process: rRNA processing. Gene Ontology annotation, cellular component: Pwp2p-containing subcomplex of 90S preribosome; small-subunit processome. Gene Ontology annotation, molecular function: protein binding. Lineage: Eukaryota; Metazoa; Chordata; Ascidiacea; Stolidobranchia; Styelidae. The record is from RefSeq and is a predicted model, not a curated record.